Molecule: messenger RNA, 1305 nt
Organism: Filobasidium floriforme
Lineage: Eukaryota; Fungi; Basidiomycota; Tremellomycetes; Filobasidiales; Filobasidiaceae
Exons: 6
Coding region: 1-1305 (434 amino acids)
Source: RefSeq, a predicted model, not a curated record
AUGGCACUCGCUUCCGUCGACCACCCUUUGGGUCCUUUGAUCUUUUUCGAUGGAUCAUCGCUCGUCGUCGGUGGCGUCGUCGUCAAGAAAGGAAAUCCUUCGGGUCAGAGGAGGGACAAGGAGACGGAUCAACCCGUAGCUUCCUUGCAAUUCGGCAACAUCGCCCAACGUCAACAUCGCCUUAUGCUGUUUCAACAAGGAUUCCCAAUCGGAUCCUCCCAUUUUCCUACUGCCCACGAUACAAUCAUCGCCUCCAACCUCUUCCCCGAGACUUCUCUCGAGAUCCCGGACCUACAGAGCUCUUGGAACGACCUCGCCGUUCAUGACAAGGAUCACACUGUCCGCCAGAGACGCAAACAACCUCCUCCUGCCAUCGCUACGCAGGCCAUCGCGGGACUCUUCGCUACUGGACCUCCAAUCAAUCCUCGAGUCUGGUCCGUACAGAAAUACGAGCUGGCCCAAAGUCACAUCGCCGACGGUUCUGUCUGCAGCACGCCUCCCCUGACUGCGUCUAUCGGCUCCUUGCCAGAGUCUCUCGCCUCGAACUCUUGCCAAACGCCCUUUUCCCCAAGCGGACCCUCGUCGCGCGACGUCUUUGUCAAGCUGUCGGGAGCCAACAUCUACACAUCGGGUCUUCCCAAUAGGGGUUCUACCUCGACCGCCUCUCGCACUCGUCAAGGAGACGAUUACGGUCAAAUGUUCUCGCCACGGAACAACAUGGGUUACCUGUCCUCGCUGCAGGGAAACCAGUCUUGUCAGCAGAGAAACACCGAGAUCGCCGAGUCGUUCUCGGACUUGAGAGAUCAGUUCUAUAGCAUCGUCAGGGAAUGGCCACAGAAGGAUGGGAUGUACCUCACGAGCACGACUCCGUACAUCGGGAUCCGAUGCGAUACGUGGGAGAACAACCUCAGACUUUUGAUUGAAGAGACGGUUGAUUACUGGCAACUACACUUGCUCUAUGAGGAGACGUCGCAGAUCGCGCUAGCCGUCUGUGCCGAUUGUCUUCAAUGUUACAUUCCUAGGGAUUCUAUCUUCAAGAUCAUCGAGGAGCUUAGGGCGGCUUUGACUCCGGGAGUUGAGUAUAGCGAUUGGUGCCCUAACGCGCCGGAUCUCGAAGAGGAUGACCAAUACGUACCACAUCAUACGGCGCAGCACUCUAGCGGAUACACGGCUCAAGGGUACGGUCCCAUGACCGCCAACCCGGACAGGUUCUACCCCAGUCACCACGAGCUCCAUUCCCCCGACACAGCGGGGAUCUCGGAGGUUGACAGCGAACUCUGCUUCAAUGUGGAUUUCGACAUGUGA